Messenger RNA from Myripristis murdjan (pinecone soldierfish), 4691 nucleotides. It is a transcript of the gene fstl5, whose product is annotated as follistatin-like 5. Gene Ontology annotation, molecular function: calcium ion binding; protein binding. The coding region runs from base 366 to 2948 and encodes 860 amino acids. NCBI's taxonomy places the organism in Eukaryota, Metazoa, Chordata, Actinopteri, Holocentriformes, Holocentridae. The transcript has 16 exons. The record is from RefSeq and is a predicted model, not a curated record. Gene Ontology annotation, cellular component: extracellular region. Gene Ontology annotation, biological process: cell differentiation; regulation of BMP signaling pathway; multicellular organism development.
AGCCAGUAGGUGAGGUUGGGGCUGGUGGCUCCUGCCUCGGUGGCGCACAAGAGACCCGAAAGCGGGCGAGGUUAGAUCGCUGCGCCGUCGGAGCUGUCCACUCUGUCGUGGUGCUGAACUCCAUAUCCCACUAUUCCUCCUCCUAUAUCGGCGCUACUGUGCAUUCAUGGUAUUUGGGGAAAGGAUUAUUACCCCCUCGGCUGCUUAGGUGCAAACUUCUCCCGAGGACAUCGUUUCAGCUCGGAAAUUACACUACCAUCCGUGGAUUUGACCGGACCCGGUUCGAGAAAAUAAUCAUAAUAGUUUGUUGAGAAGAGUUGUUUUUUUCCCCCUUACCACUAAUCGUGCGUGGAUUAUCCUCCUGGAUGGUUUACGUCUGGACACACAGGGAAAGACCAAUGAGGACGGCCAGAUGGUGGUCGGCGGCAAUUUUACUGUUGGGGCUCGCUUUGCUCAGCGUCGACGGGAGGCCCAGCAAGGAGGGAUUCGGGCCGCCGCCCUAUCGACCCGUCGUGAGAUUCCGACACAAGCAGGAUGGGAUCCCUGAGAGCUUGAGGAUAAAGGGAUUUAUGGGACACACUGGCUACCCUGGUCCAUGUGAACACAAGUACUGUGGCUUGGGGCGUCACUGUGUGGUCAACCAUGAGACCGGCCAAGGGGAGUGUAAGUGUUUGGACCACUGUAAACCGCACUAUAAACCAGUGUGUGGUUCAGAUGGGAAGCUGUACCAGAACCACUGCGAGCUCCAUCGGGCAUCCUGCCUCGGAGGGCACAGGAUCACCAUCAUGCACAGUGAGGAGUGCUUCUACAAAGAUGAUAACUGCAGACUGAGUGACUACCGCAGGCUGAAAAACAAAAUUCUGGAUCUGCAUGAGAAAAGAUACAUGGGCUCUAACAUCUACGGACGCCACAAGGACAAUAUGGCCACCAGGAAGCAACUGGUCGAUAUGAUGUUCAAGCGCUUUGACGCGGAUGACAACGGACAUGUGGAUGCCAGCGAGCUUUCUCAGGUCAUCAAGCAAGAAGGCCUGUCCAAGGACAUGUCCGAGUGCACCCUGUUCGACCUCCUCAAGUACAGCGAUGUCAACGACGAUGAGCGCCUGACAAAAGAGGAGUUUUACACAGCUUUCGAAGUGUACCUGCUCACUCUUCCAGAUGACCAGAAAGUGAGUGUUACCACAGUAACAGUUGGCCAGAGUGCCGUGUUGACUUGUGCCAUCACAGGGGAGCAGAGGCCUCCUAUACUGUGGAAGCGCAACCAUCAGCUCCUCAACUCCUUGAACCUGGAGGACAUCAAUGAUUUUGGGGAUGACGGCUCUUUGUACAUCACCAAGGUGACCACAAACCACAUGGGCAACUAUACCUGUCAUGCUGAUGGCUAUGAGCAACUCUCACAGACACACACUCUCCUAGUGAACGUUCCUCCUGUGAUCCGGGUAUAUCCAGAGAGCCAAGCCAGGGAGCCGGGGGUGACAGCCAGUUUGCGCUGCCAUGCCGAGGGCAUCCCCAACCCGCAGCUGGCAUGGCUGAAGAAUGGCAUGGACAUCACAACCAAGCUGUCCAAACAGCUCACUCUGCAAGCUAAUGGAAGUGAGGUGCACAUCAGCAACGUGCACUUUGAGGACACCGGCGCGUACACCUGCAUCGCCAAAAACGACGCCGGCGUGGAUGAGGACAUCUCUUCACUUUUUGUGGAAGACUCGGCGCGCAAAACUCUGGCAAACAUUUUGUGGCGAGAGGAAGGUCUCGGAAUUGGCAACAUGUUUUAUGUGUUUUAUGAAGACGGUAUUAAAGUCAUUCAGCCAGUGGCAUGUGAGAUACAGCGACACAUUAAGCCCAGCGAGAAGCUGCUAGCUCUAGAGGAGGAGGUGUGCCCCAACUCUGCAGGGGAGGCGGUCCAGAGGUGUGUGUGGUCAUCAGCGGUCAACGUCAAGGACAAGUUUAUUUAUGCGACACAACCAACCUUGGGUCGAGUUCUCAUAGUUGACAUCCAGUCUCAGAAGGCCGUCCAGACGGUCAGCACCGACCCUUAUCCUGUGAAGCUCCACUAUGACAAAUCCCACGACCAGGUGUGGCUGCUCAGCUGGGGAGACAUGGAGAAGAACUUCCCCACUCUUCAGGUGAUCAGCCAGGCCAGUGGACGUGUGUCCCACCACACCAUCCACACCCAGCCAGUCGGCAGGCGCUUCGAUAGGGUGGACGACUUCUUCAUUCCCGCUUCUAGCCUCAUCAUCAGCCACAUCAGAUUUGGCAUCAUUCUUCAUCGAAAUGAGCCUGUUCUUCACAAAAUUGACCUGGAGACCACAACAUAUGUGAAAAAUAUCAGUUUACGGGAGUACAACUGCAUCCCCAAGUCAGUAGCCUACACACACCUUGGUGGCUACUACUUUGUCAACUGCAGGCCUGAUUCCACCGGCGCCACUCAGCCUCAGCUUAUCUUGGACAGCGUGACAGAUGCUGUCAUUGGCCAGAAUGGCGACGUCACCGGGACGCCGUACGUGUCCCCGGAUGGUCACUACCUGGUCACUGUGGACGACGGCGACGGCCUGAUGAGGAUCCAGAUGAUCUCGGUACGGGGGGAGAUCCAGAAACCCUUCGACAUUCACACCAACCUGCACCUAUCAGACCUGGCCUUCCAACGCUCAUUCACCGAGGUCCACCAGUACAACGUGUUCGGAAGCUCCAGCCGCCAAACCGAUGCUCUGUUUGUGGAGCUGAGCAGCGGAAACGUCAAGAUGAUCAAGAGCUUGAAAGAUGCCACCAAGUCGUACGAUUGGCCAUGGAGCAGUAGGAACAGGGUAAUGGCCGGCAGCGGACUGUUUGGACAGUACCUCAUGACCCCGUCCAGAGAGUCUCUCUUUAUCCUGGAUGGACGACUCAACAAGCUCAACUGUGAGAUCACUGAUGUCCUCAAAGGCAACGUUGUGGUGUGGGUUGGGGAGUCCUAGGUAAUACAUCAAGACCCAAUGAUCGCUUUUUCUUACAGUAAAAGGUACUGUUGCACUGAAUUUUGUUGCAGAUUUUUAAUUUUUCUGGGGGCGUGAUAGAAAAUACCACUGAUUCCAAAACCAAAUUGACCAUUGGAUGAUGGACCAUCAUCCAAAAAAAAAAAAGGAUAAUAAAAGAUGGAGUAAUUUAUUGCUGUUGUUAUCAAGCCAAGUUUGUUUUUCCACGGGUGGUUUGAAGUCAAUCUAAAGUUGCUUGCCAGUAUCAUUUUUAGGUCAUAUUGUGUGCCGUAAAUAGGGUCAACUUGGCAUUCUUAAUCACAAGUUUGUUGCAAACUAGAUUGCAUUUAGUGUUUGGCUCUACUGUAGAUGAUCUCUCAACAAAUUACAUACAGUACUUAAGUGAAUUGGCAAAUAUAUACAGAAUAUAUACAUAUAUGUCUUGAUUAUCCCUCGGUUAUGUUUCCCCAUUUUGAACUUUUUCCUGUGCCUUCAAGGAACCGCCCCACCCCCAAAUCAGAGGAAUUAGCGUAAUUAUUCCCAGCGUGACUUCAGAUUACACCUCUUCCUUUGACCUUACAUUUGUUGUGAGAGUUUCCUCACAAAUCCAUGUCUCUUGUCUAUCUGUCUGUCCGACGCUGAGCCGUCCAAGUCUAAUUAAAACGAGCCCUUGCUGUGAUCCCAUCCCUUCUGAAGUGGAGACCGAGAGAUUGAGUGGUUUAUUAUGGUUGUGUGCUCUGCAACCUUUGAUCUGAAAAUAUAACCAAUGUUGAGAGGUUUUGAAUGUGAUUUUCUUUAGUCCAAGAUUAAAAAAAAAAAAAAAAAAGAAAGUCAAUGACGAUGUUAGUUAAAUUGUACCAGCUUUAUACUCCGCAUUGUGAAAUGAAAUCAUUUCAUAUGUCCCGUAGCAAUGAGUCAAUAGGGCACUUGUGUGUGAAGAAAAUCCCAUCAUAAUUCCAAUAUCCCUCGGACCAAAAACACAUCUUAGAAUACAAUAGAAUGUACUGUGGAAAACUUGCAUUGUCUGCUCUGUUUGACAGUGUGUUUCAAAUGGAUAUUUUAAUGAGAAAUAAUGAUGAGUGGGGUAGUUUUGGUGGUAGUGCGUAGAGGAUCUCUGAGGAUAAGCUUUGAAUAUGAGACGCUCACAGUUCUUUUUUGAAUGCUACUACAGUAGACACAUAGCUGGAUGAAUCUGUCAUACAUGGUGGCUGGCAAGCACAUGAAACUGUUUCCUGGCUGGACACAUUCUAUGCAUUUUCACCCCAGCACUCUAUGACAAACACAAUGAGGAAUUGUAUUUCGAUUUAUCUCAAAUUUAGUAUGGACUUUUUGAUGUUUACAGAUUAUACACAGCCAUUCUGUCUUUCCCGUCAAGACUUAUUUGUAUGAUUUGAUUUAGUUUUACUUUGAAUACAUUUUGCUUUCCAAUCCUUAAACCCACUGUCCUGAUGAUGACCUCUUACGUUUUUCUCUAUUGUGUUUUGUACAUAGUGGCUGACUAUGAGCCCAUUAACACAGCAGGCUCCAUUCAUGUACAGAUUUACAAGGGUGAAUAAUCACAACGCUCCUUUUUAAGACAUGAAACAACUCCACUGUCAUUUUCAACACCCUGUACCAAGCACAUUGUGAUCACCUGCACCGCUUUCACCUGCAUUCAGCCAUGUCUUGUAUGUUCAUUCAUGUGAUCGUUAUUUAUGUAGAGAAAACACACUUGUCAUUUUACCCAAGAAUAAAACCUGUACCAUA